AUGAAAAAAAAAUUUUACUAAAGCACUAGUGUUAAAUUUGAGAGCUUAGUGCAGUUUAUCAAAGGAGAUAAUAAUCCUGAAAUACCUUCAUCAUCGAUUUAGUUAUUUCUUUUAUAGCAUCAAUUUAAAUAUUAUUUGUUAUUUAAAAUGAAUAAAUAAAUAAAAAUAUGA
Tetrahymena thermophila SB210 is the source of this 171-nucleotide messenger RNA. RefSeq lists its product as hypothetical. Lineage: Eukaryota; Ciliophora; Oligohymenophorea; Hymenostomatida; Tetrahymenidae. The transcript has a single exon. The record is from RefSeq and is a predicted model, not a curated record.